Messenger RNA from Trachemys scripta elegans, 5769 nucleotides. RefSeq names its product failed axon connections homolog, metaxin like GST domain containing (gene FAXC). Lineage: Eukaryota; Metazoa; Chordata; Testudines; Emydidae. Bases 71 to 1510 code for a protein of 479 amino acids. Gene Ontology annotation, cellular component: cytoplasm. The transcript is spliced from 6 exons. The record is from RefSeq and is a predicted model, not a curated record.
GGGACAGGAAGGGGAAAGGAGAGAGGGGUGUGAUUUUUAUUGCCCCGGUAUUUUAACGCUCCCAGGAGCAAUGACAUCACCCAGCCUCCUCGAUGCGAAGAGACAAAGGCGAGAGGCAGCUGCAGAAGGAGGCUGCUGCAGAAUCACCACGGAGACCCAGCACCGCUGCUCCAUCCCCUCCUGGCCCGCUGCUAAACUGAGCGUGCCGGCUGGCUCCAGAGCAGCCCUUGCCCAUGCAGACUGCCCUGGCGAGCGGCGGGGGGAAAGGGAGCAGCAGGCAACGCGCAGCAUGCACUGGGGUGUUGGUUUUGCCUCCUCCAGGUCCUGUGUGGUUGAGCUGAGCCGGAAUCAGAGCCUCACCCUCGGCUGGUGUGCAGGAUCCGAAGAGCACGUCUCCUUUUAUGGGGACAUCAUCGCUUUCCCUUGGCAGGAUUACGGUGGGAUCAUGGCAGGGCUGGGUUCUGAUUCGUGGUGGAAGAAAACCCUUUAUUUGACUGGGGGAGCCCUGCUCGCUGCCGCGGCGUAUCUGCUACAUGAACUCCUGGCAAUUAGGAAAGAGCAAGAGGUUGAUUCCAAAGAUGCUAUUAUAUUGCAUCAAUUUUCAAGACCUAACAAUGGUAUUCCCAGUUUAUCUCCUUUUUGUUUGAAAAUGGAAACUUAUUUAAGGAUGGCUGAUUUACCCUACCAGAACUAUUUUGAUGGAAAACUUUCCCCUCAAGGGAAAAUGCCCUGGAUUGAAUACAAUCGCAAAAAGGUAUCUGGCACUGAGUUCAUUAUUGACUUUUUGGAAGAGAAACUCGGAGUGAAUUUAAAUAAAAACCUUGGUCCACAUGAAAGAGCUGUUUCCAGAGCAGUGACAAAAAUGGUGGAGGAGCACUUCUAUUGGACAUUAGCUUAUUGCCAAUGGGUGGACAAUCUCCACGAGACCCAGAAGAUGCUUUUGUGCAGUGGCCCCUUUAGUGACCUGCUGAAGUGGAUUCUGUGCCACCUAACAAAAGGAAUUGUGAAACGAGAAAUGUACGGUCAUGGCAUCGGCCGCUUCUCGGAGGAAGAGAUAUACAAGCUGAUGGAGAAAGACAUGCGGUCACUAGCAGGUCUCUUGGGUGACAAGAAGUACAUCAUGGGACCGAAGCUUUCCACUCUCGAUGCCACUGUCUUUGGGCACCUGGCUCAAGCAAUGUGGACAUUACCAGGUACUAGACCUGAGAGACUAAUCAAAGGUGAACUGAUUAACCUUGCUAUGUACUGUGAAAGAAUAAGGAGGAAAUUCUGGCCAGAGUGGCACCAGGACGAUGAUAACACCUUGUACGAAUCUGAGGAAAGUAGUGAAGCUAGCAAGCCUCACACCCCAUUGCAGGACUUCAGCUUUUAUUCAAGGACAGAAACAUUUGAUGAGGAGGGGACAGAGAACAGUAUUUCUCAAACCCCUGACACGGAUUAUACUGGACACUCUCUCUUUGAUUCUGAUGUGGACAUGGAUGAUUAUACAGAUCACGCACAAUGCAAGUGAUGUAUCCAAGCACUUCUCCGUUUGUGUCAGAAAUGCCACUUCUUGGGACCAGUCCAACUUUCCCACGUUCAUGCCAGUGUGGAAGAGAUCAUUGUGCUUGACACAUUUCACAUGCUACCUGGACUAUUUCACUCUUAUUUCAUUUUGUAAAUCCAUUCAGAUAGAGCCUAAGUUAAACAAUUAGAACAAAAAUAGGCAAACAAGAGACCCAGAGAGUAGCAGGAUCUCAGUCCUACAUAUUGCUCCCACUGAAAACAGAUUCCAAAAUCAUGCGAGUAAACCUACCACAGGUGGAGCAGAGAGGUCAUGAGCACUGCUUUGUGUUGAGUUUCUCAUGGUCACAGCAGGGGGUUGAUAGAAAGGGAAAAGGGUUUAUUGGAAUUCCCCUCUCCCUCCUUGGUAAGCAGUGAUUGCACUGUAUUAAUGCAACAGGAUGCCAGGGCAACUUUACUCAACAGCUUCUUGCUCUCUGGGUGUGUACGUUACGCAUGAGUGUGUAUAGGAGAGGAGUAGGGGUUUGGUCUCCAGUGCUUUCACAGACUGUCCAUCAAUAAAGGCAAGAAGAAAAUGUGCUCAUGCAAAAAGCAACAUUUUAUAAUUCCUAUUCUGUACAAUAGCUUGAAAUCUUUCAGUUUUAUAACUUUUUUAGUUGAAAGGGAGACUUCAAAGUAUUUUAAAUUAUUACCUAACAAUCCCCUAGAAGAUUGUUUAGGAGUCUUGGCUAAACCCCAUCUCAGGUAUAUAUACUCUGCCCAUUCAAAUUCCCCUUGCAGUUUCGAUUAUGUCAAGUGUUCUUUCCACUUCCUGGUGCGAACUGUUGUUUGGUCUUGCUAGAUACUGUUAAGUUAAACACCUAGAAUGCACCUCCCCAGAGUCAACUGCAUUGCAGUGCUGGACACUUCAGUCUCUAUAGCAGGGAUCGGCAACCUUUGGCAUGCAGCCCUCCAGAGUAAGCAAACGGGCCCAGCCCGCCAGGGUCCUUACCCUGGCGGGCUGCAUGCCAAAGGUUGCCGAUCCCUGCUCUGUAGUUUUUGUGUAUGAGUUAGCAAAGUUUGCAAAGCACUUUGGAGUGCUGCAGGGUAUAAGACGCUAUGUAAAUUCAAGAUACCAGAUCCUCAGAAGUGCCAGAGGAGAACUCAACAUGGGAAGGCUAGGUAGGUCGUUUACAUUGGGUCUAGGGCACCUGACACACUCCCUAUAAACAGGUGGGUGGGAAUGGGUAGUAGAGAACUAGCUGGCUAUGCCAGUUCUGUAGCCUGUGUGGAUUUCCCCAUGCCAGACUGGAUGCUGACACUGAUUUCAAGCAGAGAAAAAGCAUAUGAGGAAUUAAAGUGUGUCAAGGUGUUUGUAAAUAUAUUUAAGAAAAAUCAGAUUUUGGGUCCACGAAUCUUGACGGUGUCCCUUAAAAUGUUUUAUGCAUGGCUUUCAUGGUUUAGGAAAAGUUGUUACAUGAAUGGGACCACUUUGCAACAUUACUAGUCAUGCAGCUGAUAAAUAACUUGUUCCUGUAUCUUGUAUUCUGGGCAGCUAAGAGUAAAAGGGGCAGUUGAUGACUCGUCUCAUGGUUGUUAUUGCUUCUCCUAAUACUGAGAAUUCAAAAUAAAUGGAGGAGUUUCCCAAAGCUUUAAAAGAAAAUUAAUUUUUUGUGGAUCUUUUCACUAAUUGUGAAGACUCCCUCUAGCUUGGAAGAUGCUUGUUCCGGGGAAUCACAGAGCCGGCCGUGGAUCCGGAAUGGGAGAGUCACAGUUCACAUGUGGAGAUCCACAGCCACCCUGGCAACUGCUCCUUGUGUUUAGGUGGGAACCGCUAUUAUGAAGACAGCUGAUGGCUUGCGUAGCGUGGGAUGCAUAGUUUUGUGUUUGUUUCUUAAAAUAGGCCAGACGUUCCUUUGCAGUCAUGCUUCUAUCAAAGCUUUCCAAUCUCACGGAUGAGUACGAUUCAGGGAAUGAAUCUGAGCUAUAGUUGACUUGCAGAUGAUGGAGAGGAAGGUGCAAUCCAAGCAUUUAGGAACCACGUCAGCAAACUAAGCACAAAGCACAGGACACAAAGGGUAAAGCCUUGGAACCAAAAGGACAGACAUGCUUGGUCGGAAACGCCUUUGAAACCCCACAGAUCAUUUAACCCAGGUGUUACCUGAAGAAAUUCAGACGUUGAACUCUGACCAAAAGAAUCACAUUUGAGAGGGGAAUUUAUUCUUUAAAAAUGUCAGAUGUGACCCUGGUUUGUAUCUGUUUUGUUUGUUUUGUUUAUAUAUUGAUUUAACUUUCAAAGCUCUAUAUUUGAAGGCAGUGUUUUUUCAACUUUUUGAUGUCAGGAGCUUGAGUUUCAGGUAUCGAGUACACUGCUGAAAACGGAUGUCACAGCAAUAAGCUACUGUAGCUAAAAGAUUAACCUGAGUUAUAAGGCACUUGCAUCUUCCCCAGUUGUGGAGGCUGACAAAUCUGUCUGUGACUGUGGUCCAUCAUAAAGGGAAAGGAUUCAAUCUAACCAGAAGCCUAAGGGUUAACUUUCCCCCUCUAAAUUCAUGGGGUCUGAUUCUGAUCCCACAUUGCUAUAAACAGCAGUAACCACUGAAAUGAGUGAAGUUAAACUGGUGUACAACCAGUGAGAGAGCAGCAUUCUGUCCAUCGUGUUCUUAGGUAUCUGAAUUCUUCCUAAUUCCUGACCUCAAGCCUAUCUGAACAGAAUCUCCCUUAUAACUGUAUGAUAUAUUCUAUACCUUGAUAGAGAACUAGACUCGUUUUCACUCAGAAUGGCAAAUAAAAACCUAGUUAGAGGAUAUGAUUAUUGGUGUCUUCCCAUCUCUGGGGAGAGUGAAAAAUAAAAGCACUCUGGAGCCUUUCACUACAAAUGACUAGAAUGCUAACAAGGUUCCCUGCCCCCACUGUUGUGUAUUCUCAUGCAUUUUGAUGCUUCCAUAUGUACGCCUUGGAGAGAGGUGGUUAGAGCAAAAUCAUUAAAAAUCUGUGUCAUGUCUUGUGACAAACACUUGCUGGAGGUGGUCUUUAGAUAUUAGAAACCCCACACAACAGCAGGAAUGGGAGAGGGAAGGGGAUUGAAUUUAGAUGGCCGAUUCUCGGUAUCUCCAGUACUUAGAAUUCUGUAUUACAGAGGCAGGCAAACAGUGUGGGGAGAAAAGCCCUGAUCCUACAUCUCGUAUUCAUGUGAGUAAAGCUUACGUAUGCUAGUUUUCCCAUGGAAGUCACAGACACAGUGACCUCAGUUAGAACAGUGUAAACCUGGAACACCUCCCUGGAUUGAAACUGGUCUAAUAAUAUUUGGACCAAUGUGUCUGCUGUAUCAACAGGUUCAUGUGAAAUCAAUAGGGCCACUUGAAUAAAAAUUGUUACUCUUAGAAUUGCAGAUUUAGUCCCUAAAGAAGGAGGAAGUGUAUUUAAGAUAGAAGUAUCUCCAUUGAAAUUUAGGUUGGAAAAAUAAGUUGUGCAAUAGUCACUUUAUGAGCUAAGAUUUUUAUUUUUAUUCUGAAUAUCCAGAAAUUUUCCAGUGAAGGCUUAACUUGAAACUGACAAGCACAGUAACACAUUUUGUUUUAGAAAAGUAACAUUUUAAAAAAAUUUGUAAGGAUCCAAAGAGACUACAAAUGCAGCAGCCCUUGUCAGUAUCCGCUGCGAUUUUCUAGCUGCACUGAUUUGUCUAUGUAUUGCUCAGUUGUGUGAAUGUAUUUACAACACAUGCCAUGCCUUUUGUUUCUUAGGAGCAACUCAGGUUUUUUAAAGGAGGAGGUUAGUAACAUUUUCCUCAUCAUGGAUAACCUGGAAAAGUGUGCAUUUUUGUGUUGCUUAAAGUAUUGUUUUGAUUUAAAAUUUAGAAGAAAUUGCAGAAACUAUGUAUGUAUGUUAAAUAUACAUGUACGUCAUAUUUUCAAGGCAUGACAGGAAAUUUUUAUCCUAAAUUUAGCCUGUUCAGAAACAAAUAGCAACUGUUUUUCCUUCUAGAGCUGGUCAAAAAAUAUUUUGUUCACACUUUUUUUCAAUGGAAAAUGUGUUUUGGCUAAAACAAAUGCCUCUUCACAAUAAAUUCAUAAAAAUAGUUUUGGUUCAAAUCUUUAGUUUUUUGACAAAAAAUGAGAAAUUAAACAUUGCAUUUUUACUUUCCUGCUUCUUUUUAAAAUGGCAAAAAAGUGAGAGGACAAGUCCCCCCGCUAAAACUUUUUAGGAAUUUUUUUGUCAGAAAUGCAAAAUUUUCAUUUCCUUCAAAAUUUUUCAUGGAAAAUACCUACCUCUUUUGACCAGCUCUCU